This is a messenger RNA of Tachysurus vachellii, 4201 nucleotides long. RefSeq names its product prune exopolyphosphatase (gene prune1). Lineage: Eukaryota; Metazoa; Chordata; Actinopteri; Siluriformes; Bagridae. The transcript has 8 exons. Bases 347 to 1681 code for a protein of 444 amino acids. Gene Ontology annotation, cellular component: cytoplasm. The record is from RefSeq and is a predicted model, not a curated record. Gene Ontology annotation, molecular function: exopolyphosphatase activity.
UUGCGUAUAAGUUGAAGCAUUAUUUAAGUAAAUUUAAAAUCCCUGACCCUAGCUUCCUGUCUGUGAGGAAUAAUCAUCUUGUAAUAAUGGUCUACCAGCUUGAACAAUGUUUUGACAAGUCUGUGUGUCGACGUUUUUUUUUUUUUCCCCAAAAAGCCAUCAUCUCAAAGUUCACCACGUUACCCUCAGUCACGUGGCGGUGUCGCACAUUGAUGAUGUCAGUAUGUUUGCCGAACUAAAGCAGUGAAACGGCACAAUCUAGUGCAGUGGGUUAGUCAACUCCCCAAACACACUUUCAUAAGUAAGGACGUUUCGGUUCACAGUUGUCCCGAGCCUUUGUGUGAAAAUGGACACUUAUUUAAGGAGCUGUCGGGACGUGCUGAAGGCUCACAUGAAGAACAGCUCUGGGCAACUCAAUGUUGUGCUGGGGAAUGAGGCAUGUGAUCUUGACUCCAUGGUGUCAGCCCUCACUUUUGCCUAUUUCCUUUCAAAGACUUUCGACUCUAGGAAAACAGCAGUGCCUGUGCUGAAUAUCCCACGAGCAGAAUUUCCCUUGCGCUCUGACUGUGCUUUCCUGCUGAGAGAGAGCGGACUGUCUCAGGACUACCUGCUGUUCAGGGAUGAACUGGAUUUGCACAGCCUGCAAAAUCUGGCCAUCACAUUAGUCGACCACAACAUUCUACCCGAGGCUGACAGGACACUGGAAGAUGCUGUAGUAGAAGUCAUUGAUCAUCAUCGUUUAGAAAGAACCCCAUCUCCUUUUUGUCCCAUCACCGCAGAGACUGUGGGCUCCUGUGCCACCCUGGUUACAGAGCGCAUUGUCCAGAAGGCGCCUGAGCUGCUAGACCAACAGGUGGCACAGCUCCUAUAUGGAACGAUUAUCACUGACUGUGUUAAUAUGGCACCUGAAGCAGGAAAAGUCACACCCAAAGACAGCCAGUAUGUCAUCCUUCUAGAGAGCCGUUUUCCUAAACUCCCACCUCGCAGCAUCCUCUUUCAGUCUCUACAGAAUGCCAAGUUUGAUGUUUCAGGCCUUACCACUGAGCAGAUGUUGUUAAAAGAUAUGAAGACUGUAUCAGGUGGAGAUCUAAGACUGGCUGUCAGUGUUAUCUACAUGACCCUCGAGGAUUUCCUGCAACGUAAGAGCCUACAGCAGGAGCUUUGUGAAUUCUGUCAUAAGCAUAACUACAAUCUGGUUGUGGCCAUGACCAUCUCUUUCAUCGACAAUAAGGAGCCUUUCAGGCAGAUUGCUGUUUACAGCUCCAACACACGCAACAGGGAUGAGGUAAUCAAAGCACUUGAAAAAGCCAGGAACCCCCAUCUGAAUCUCAGUCCCAUGAGCAGUCCAUAUACAGACAUGAAGGCCUACGUUCAGGGCAACACUUUGGCCUCACGCAAGAAGGUGUUACCCAUCGUUUCAGACUUCCUUAAAGAAAAAGAGAGGAAAAUGGAACACCUGGAGGAGCUGGAGCUGGAGGAUGAGGCCACACAAGAGCAGGGGGACUCUCAGCAGUGCUGUGAGGACAAUAUGAUGGAAGAGGACUCUGGUGUCCCUCCAACUCCCAUGAACAGUCUGGUCGAAGGCUGUCCUUUAGACAAUGGUCUACCCAAAAUCAACGCAGACGUGCUGGUGGAAAAAGUCAGCAAGAUAAUCAGUGAGGAGGACGAUGAUGGGCCAUGAUGCUACAGUAGUUUUGUUGUUGAAUCUCAGCUUCUGAGGUCAGAAGUUGGCUGUUGGAGAAAACUGGUUCUUCUUGUUCAAAUGUGCACAAGUAUACAGCUAGCACAGGGCAGGAAACAUGAAACUGCUCUUUUCUGUCCGAGGUUCAUUGGAAAAGCACACGUUCCUGGUGUCUUAAAUUGUGGUACUCAGUUUAAUAAGUUUAAAUGAAGAAGUGACGUUCAGCAUUUGGACAUAAUUAUCAUGGAUAAUUAUUUAAAUGAUAUUGUUUCUGUAAUCAUUUUUGUUUAUAUUAUUUUAGUCCAGCUGCUCAUGCCAUGGGUUCUUCAGCACAAUCUGUUCAGCAGAUUGAUUAAAAAGCAUUUUACUCAGGUAAUAGUUUCAUUAUUACUGAUGGUAUUUCAUCAUGUAAAGUUUAUCUAAAGGCUGCCUACAUAUAUACCUUCAAAAAUAACUUGGUUUUAAAAGAAUUUGGCUAUUAUUCGUUCUAUUAUUUUUUUUAUUUUUAGUAUUAUUUGCUGACUUGGCAUUAAUAAACAAUCCUGAAGGGACGUAUUGGGCACAUUAGGUUAAAAUUUUAAUCUUAAAGAAACAUCCUUGAAUACCAUUCAGUGUGUUUCUUAUAUUUGCAGUUUUGGUUUUAUAGAAGGACAUGACAUUUGUUUUUAAUGAGGUUAAAAUCAGUCUUAGAGAAGUGCUGUUAUGCGUUACACUCGCACUUAGAUUUCAGUGCAUGAAUUAUAUUGCUUAUUGCUUACUCAGAUAUGUUGAAAAUCAAUACUAGAUAUUCUGCCUCCACAAAAUAUCAUUAGGAAGCAUUUGUGUCUUAAGCUAUGCCCCGAUUCAGGUCAGGCGUUAGUCACGUCUAUAAUAGUGUAUCAAGAGACAUUAUCUAUUUUAAUUUGAUCUAACUGAAUUGCAGCUCAACUGCUCACAUGCAAAGACCUCUGCAGAGAAAUUUGUGCUAAAGCCCAAAGAGUAUUAAUGCAAGAUUCAGCAUGUUCAGUGUUCAAUUCAGCAAAGUUAAUUUGUGCAUAUAUGUCAUCUGAAUAAUUAGAUUUUAUACAUUUCAUUUAAGUGGUAAUGCAAAAAUAAGGUACGCUGUGCAGGAAUGAUUUGCGUGUGUGUGUGUGUGUGUGUUGUGUGUGUUGUGUUGUGUUGUUUUCUUUUACAGUUUAAUUGAAAAGCAUUUGUUUUUGUUUUUUUAUUGUUAAAUUUAAGUGUUUAAUUAUUAACCAGUAUUUUCAGCAUGCCAAGUGAUGUAUUUAUUCUGGUAUAAUUAAAUGACAAUUAUUCUGCUGUUUAUUGCUUAUGAUGCAUCACAGGUAUUCCGGCAGCUUUAGGAUAAACAACAUUUAAUUUGUAUAUUUCAUUAGAAUUUUGAAGGAUCCAACCUUAAUUGCAAGGAACAUGUUGACACGGCACAUUAUUGAGAGCCGUUUUUUCAUUUUGUAGAAGUAGGAGUGGCGCUAUCACCAGGAUAAAUAUAAUGCAAUCACUGUGAAAAAUUCUCUUUUUUUUUUUUUUUUUUUUUUUUUUUUAAAAGUAAAGAACUAUAUAAAAGAAGGUAACAUGUAAAUUACAGUUAGAUGUUUUGUUCUACAGAGUGUGUGUCAGGUUCUGUAUGUAUUCUGUGAUUUAUGGGGUUGUUAUUUAAAUGAAUGGGGAAGAAUAGUUGCAUUCAUGUUAUUAGAUACACUUAUAGUUUAAUUUCACGUACAGUUGUACUUUUAUGCAGUUAUCCAGUCAGCCAAUCAUGUGGCAGCAGCACAAAAAAUCAUGCAGACACAGAUCGAGACCUUCAGUUAAUGUUCACAUAAAAAAGUGAUUGUGAUUGACCAGAUGGUUUGAGUACUUCAGAAUCCGUUGAACUCCUGGGCAUUUCCCAAACUAUCAGCAGUCUCUAGAAGUGGAAAAAAAUGGUGUGAAAAACAUUUAGGGAGUGACAGUUCUGUGGAGAGAAACACACUGUUGAUAAAAGGAAAAUUUCUGGAUGGCAAAAAUUAUAUAGUAACUCAAAUAAGCAGUCUUUUCUGUGCUGUGAGCAGAAAGGCAUCGUAGCUUUCAGACAUCUAAACUUGAGGUGGAUGAGCUACAAAACAAAACAGACUCAUCCAGACUUGAAGAUUUUAAAAAAAUCUAUUUUUCCAGUCUUUAGCUGUCCAGUUUGGGUGAGUCUCUGUCCAUGAUUUUCCAAAUUAUUCUGUGCCACAGUUAAAAUCAGAUGACAUCCUUUUUUUUUUUUAAGUUCAGAUUUUUAUUAUGAAUUAGAAUUGAAUCUUUUGACAUGCAUCUGCAUGUAAUACUUAGUGUGCUGCUGAUGAUUUGAUAGCUGCAUGAAUGAGCACGUGUACUGUUGUUCCUAAUAAAGUGGAUAGUGAGUGUAUGUUUUCCUGGAAGCUGGACAAUCAUGCACGAGUGUGUUAAGGUUUCACCUGCCUAUUAAUUUUAAUGCCUUUCUUAAUUCACGGUUCUUUAGUGUAAUAAAUAAAUAAAACAAUUGUGUUUUGCACAUAUGAA